This is a messenger RNA of Clupea harengus (Atlantic herring), 3923 nucleotides long. RefSeq names its product bicaudal C homolog 2 (gene bicc2). Gene Ontology annotation, molecular function: protein binding; RNA binding. Gene Ontology annotation, cellular component: cytoplasm. The record is from RefSeq and is a predicted model, not a curated record. Bases 443 to 3346 code for a protein of 967 amino acids. NCBI's taxonomy places the organism in Eukaryota, Metazoa, Chordata, Actinopteri, Clupeiformes, Clupeidae. The transcript has 19 exons.
UCUACUUCUAAAAUAGCAAUGAAAUAUGACAAAAAGCUCUCAGCACAUUUUUGUUUUUUUUUCCCAAAAAAUUAUAUUUUUUCCAAAAAUAAUAUCUCCUCCACCACAUCUGGUGUGGAAUGUACCUCCCUCCCUGAUGUGGUUGCGUGCGUCUGUGUUUGAGUUUGGGUGAGCACAGCAUGUGUGUGAUCAGUCCCUAGGAGUGGGGUGUUGGUGGCUUCCUGAAUCUACGCCCCCCCUUGAUUUUGUUCUCUCUGUGUGUGUGUGUGUGUGUGUGUGUGUGUGUGUGUGUGUUUGGAGAAGUAAUGACUGCGAGGGGGCGGGAGUGUUCCUGGACCCCUUCUUCUUGUCUCCUUGGUCACUCUGAUAGUCACUAACAUAGGCUCUCUCUUGCUCACUCUCUCUCUGGCACACACACACACACACACACACACGCACACACAUGCACGCUCUCACUGCCAUGGCCACCACAGAGGAGCAGAACUCUCUGCGUCCAGAUGGACUCGAACAGCCUGCCACUGACACAGGACCAGAACGGAACCAAAACCAAACUCAAGCCCAGCAUCAGCCACCACUCGACAGGGACGAAGAGGAAGAGGAGGAGGAGGAGGAAGACGAAGGAGCAAACUCAGUACCUGGGUCAGAAUCCACUAGUCCGGAACACACUGACCCACACUGGGUGGAAGAACGGUUCCGGAUUGACAGGAAGAAACUCGAGACGAUGCUCUACACUCCCAAGGAUGGGAAUGGGCUGACAGGUGAAGAGUUCUUUGAAAAGGUGAUGAAGGAAACUAACACCCAGGUGAAAUGGCCAUCAAAGCUCAAAAUUGGAGCCAAGUCAAAGAAAGACCCCCAUGUUAAAGUGGAAGGGAAAAAAGAAAAUGUACAACAGGCAAAAAAGAAGAUUCUGGAACUUCUGGAGACAAAGGUCAACAAGGUCACUCUAAAAAUGGAUGUCACUCACACUGAACACUCUCACGUCAUCGGUAAAGGAGGCGGAAACAUCAAAAAAGUGAUGGAAAUCACGCUGUGUCACAUCCACUUCCCAGACUCUAAUCGUCACAAUGCCACUGGGGAGAAGAGCAAUCAGGUUUCUAUUGCUGGACCAGUUGAAGGAGUGGAGGAGGCCAGGAGAAGAAUACGAGACCUGCAGCCAUUGGUUCUGACCUUUGACCUCUCAGUGAAUCUGGUUGCCGGGGCAAUGCCGGAUGCAAGUUCACCAGUGAUUCAGCAUGUUGCCCAGGCGUUUGGUGUGAGUGUGAGCUUCAGAGCACAGCCCAAGCUCUACUGCAGCAGCUGCGUGGUGCGUGGUCUGCAAGGCAACAGCACUGCUGUCAAGAAGGCCACCUGUGUGCUGAUGGAGCUGCUGCUGGGCCCCGAGGCCGCUGUCGCCGGGGCAACGGUGGUGAGCACGCAGCUGGAUGUGACCUCGCAGCAGCACCUCUUCCUCCUGGGUCAGAACGGCGCCAACUUCCUCAGCGUCAUGCACCAGACCCAGACCCAGAUAGUGCUGCCCGACCUGAGCGCCCCGCAGAGCGCCCCCUCCCUCCUCAUCCAGGGCAACACCGACGGGGUCUGCCUGGCCCGCCAGCAGCUCAUGGACUGCCUGCCGGUGUGCCUGAUGUUUGACAUGAAGGAGGAUGGGGAGGCGGACCCGCGGAAGCUGGCCCAGACGAUGCAGAGCCUGGGGGUCUUCAUUAGUGUCAAGCCCAAGGUCAAACAGACAGCCAAGUCUGUGAUAGUGAAAGGGCUGGAGCGGAACAUUGCCAGUGUGUAUGAGGCCAGGCGUCUGCUGCUGGGGCUGGACUCCAGUGAGGGCUCUGGGAUGACCAAGCCCAUUUGUGACCCUCUGCUGGCUGGAAACGGGCUGGCCAGCUACUGGCUAAACAUUUUAAUGCAACAGCUGCGACUGAAUGAUACUGGUGUAGUAUGCUCUCCUGAUGCUGGGAUUGGCUUACUGCUGCCAGUUAAGCCACGCCCCUCUCCCCCACCUGGUCUUUCUUCGCCCCCAGAAGAGGGAAGGAUGGGAGGACUGAGGGGAACCGACUCCAAACUGGAGAAAAUCCUGGAAAAUGAGGACCAGCCUGUUUCAUCUGAGGGCGAGGACGCUGGACAUCAAAAGAGCCUGGAAUUCUCUGAGGUCACAGAAGUUACCAUGAGGACCGGGGGGUCAGUCAGAAGACACAGCUAUUCAGAUGUCUGCAGAGAUCCAAGCCAAGAGUCCCGACAGUCAAUCACAACUUUCUUCCCUUCCUCAAGUAGGCUUCUAAAGGCAGAGAUGGAACCCGUGAGCAGGAAACAUGACAGGAGGUGCAGCCUCAGGUUCAUCCCUUCCCUGGACACCUGCUCUGACGCCAGCCAGAACGAGGAUGAGGACCAUGACUAUGAGAGGAAGAAAGAACUUGCAAACCAAGGUUUGACUUUUUGUCAUUCAUAUGUGUGUGGAUGUUUAGAUCAGGUUGGAUGCUAUAUGUUUGUGUUCUUGUGUAAUGGAAAAGUACGUGUGUACUUUUGGAAUUCAGUAUAUGAAUCUUCAUUCACAUGCGUGUUUCCCCUGUCCCGUGUGCGGUGCAUGUGUUUUGUAGCUAUGCAGAAGAAGCCGGUGGUGACAGAGGUGCGAACCCCAACAGACACGUGGAGCGGCCUGGGCUUCUCCAAGUCCAUGCCUGCUGAGGCCAUCAAGGAGCUGCGCUCCGUCAGCCGCCGCUGCUACCGGUCCUACCUGGGAAAUCAGCAGUUGACGUACACGCUGGCGAGCGGAAAGGAGCGGAUGUGUAACGGCAGCAACUCUGAGAACUGGAGAGAUCGGCGGGGCUCGGCGUCGGCAGCGUCUCCUGCCUCUUCAUCCGCGUCAUCUUCCUCAUCGUCAUCUCCCUCUUACUCCUCCUCUGCUACCUCCUGCUCACUGUUUGGGUCUUCAGCAGGCAGAGGGCACAUUGACAAACCCACUGAGAGCAACCUGAACUGCGGCCAUCAUUUCGAUGGAAUGUCCUCGGCGGGCCGACCUGGGACGAGCGGGCCCCCGGGCCCCUUCCCCGAGCUGGACGAUGAUCUUCCUGAGCUGCUGAGUCAGCUGGGUCUUGCCAAAUACAUCGAUGUGUUUCAGCAGCAGGAGAUUGACUUCCAAACAUUUCUGACCCUCUCAGACGAAGACCUGAAGGAAGUGGGUGUGUUGACAUUUGGUGCAAGGAGAAAGAUGCUGCUGGCUAUCACAGACCUAAACAAAAGUAUAAAAAAAGGACCAGAUCCACCUGCAGUGUGGUCCGGGUAUCUGGAAGGUGGGGCUAGUGGCCGACUUCCACCAAUCGUGGACGUAGAUGCAGUGCCUCAGAGUAACCGUUGGUGAGGGUGAGCUGUCAAUCAUCACCCAUCAGCACUGGCAGACAAGGACCUAAGACCGUUGUCUGGGAAAGAAGCCUCCUGAAGGGAAACAGAAGAUGAAAAUGAUUUGUCAUCCCUAUGUCAUCCCUAAGGCUGGUGCUGAAGGGGCUAUUUGACAAAGUGUAAUGCAUUUUCCCUAAAGGCAUAUGUAAAGACAUUCCUUUUCUAGAAUCUUGUAAUCUUUUGUAAUACAUGCAAUCUUUUUGUGCUUUUUUUCUGGGAAUUCAGGCCGAGUGCCUUAUGCAGUGUACAUAAACAAACAUGAUAAUGCUGAAAGUGAUUAAACAUCUUUAGUGAUGCCAGCUCUCUUCUCCCCUCAAGCAAAGACAAACAAACAUCUUUGUUUAUUUCAAACUACCCUCUGUGACCUGAGAAAAUGGAUAACUGUUUGAUAAGGAUAAACAAGAUGAUAUCUGUGUGGCUGGAAGAUGGUCUCAGGAAACUGAUCUCAUCUUUUACGCCCUGUUUAAAAACUGAUUAGGUAAGGCUCGUUUUCAUGAUGCUGUCAAAUAAACAGGUGCGAGUCUGUCAUCGUCACACUA